This is a messenger RNA of Rhizopus microsporus ATCC 52813, 1007 nucleotides long. Its product is annotated as small G-protein Ras2. Bases 188 to 760 code for a protein of 190 amino acids. Gene Ontology annotation, biological process: signal transduction. The transcript is spliced from 6 exons. Gene Ontology annotation, molecular function: GTPase activity; GDP binding; GTP binding. NCBI's taxonomy places the organism in Eukaryota, Fungi, Mucoromycota, Mucoromycetes, Mucorales, Rhizopodaceae. The record is from RefSeq and is a predicted model, not a curated record. Gene Ontology annotation, cellular component: plasma membrane.
GGUAAAAAUGGAAUAAACUCCGCGAGGAACAUCCCUUUCUGCGGAUUUGCCUUGUUUUUCUUUAUCUCCUUUCUACUACUUCUUUUCUUCUUUCUUUAUCUCUCCUCUUUUCUUCCCUUUUUUAUAUCCUUUAAUAUUUUUUUAUACUUUUCCUUAAUUACUUGGAUUUUAACUCUCUUUAUAUAAAAUGAUGCUCUAUAAGUUGGUUGUCCUUGGAGACGGUGGUGUUGGAAAAACUGCGCUUACUAUACAACUCUGUUUAAACCAUUUUGUAGAGACCUAUGACCCUACUAUCGAAGACUCAUACCGUAAACAGGUGGUUAUUGACGACCAACCAUGCAUCUUGGAAGUGCUUGAUACAGCAGGCCAAGAAGAAUACACCGCUUUGAGAGAUCAGUGGAUUAGAGACGGUGAAGGAUUUUUGCUGGUUUACUCUAUUACCUCACGCUCUACAUUUGAGCGUAUUGAAAGAUUUAGAGAUCAGAUAUUUAGAGUGAAAGAUGUAGAUAAUGUACCUAUGAUGCUCGUAGGAAAUAAGUGUGAUAAAGUAACAGAAAGAGAAGUGACUCGAGAAGAAGGACUUGCGACUGCUAAGCGCUUGGCAUGUGACUUUAUUGAAACUUCAGCAAAAACUUGUGUUAAUGUUGAAAGAUCAUUCUAUCAAGUAGUCAAAGCCAUUCGAGCUCAAAGGGAAGGCUUACGUGCUAAGCCAGGAUACAAGCCUGAUAAAGUAAAGAAGAGCAAGUGCUGUAUUUUAUAGAUUCUACAAUUUUAAUAAGGGAGAAGAAGUAAUAAAGUGAAAUAAUUGCUUAAAUAGUGAAUACAUUUUAAACUAUUUAUAAUCAUACCAGAUACCUCAUUACUAUACGGCGGUUUUCCUACAAAAAAGGGAUCGGUUGUAUAGAGUAAAUUAACUUUAUAUACAAACUAUUGUUGCGCAUAAAUUAAAGACAAAGAUAAGGAGUUGAAACAUACAAGUGCUUAUACUGUUUUAUUAAAAAUAAAUU